This is a messenger RNA of Melampsora larici-populina 98AG31, 1296 nucleotides long. RefSeq lists its product as uncharacterized. Bases 1 to 1296 code for a protein of 431 amino acids. The transcript is spliced from 5 exons. The record is from RefSeq and is a predicted model, not a curated record. Lineage: Eukaryota; Fungi; Basidiomycota; Pucciniomycetes; Pucciniales; Melampsoraceae.
AUGGCAACCUCUUCAUCAGCUGAAGCUUUAACAGCGAACCCACUCUGGCCACUUGUGCAAACUCUACAUCCCGAUCUAAAAUUUUUCCUCACACCCGAUGUCGAUUUCUCGAAAAAGUCUUGCAAGAAGGAGUUCUUUACUGAUAUCAUGCGGCACUUCAAUAUUAGACCCGAGCUUCGUAAAAGUUCCCUCAAAAAACAAGAGUUAAUCGCGAAUUACAAUGAACACCUUCAGCCCAAUCUUUCCCCCUUCAUUGCGACAAAAACCGCUGCAGCGAUUAACCAAGAGAACUCACAAAAGAAACAAGCGGCCUACUUGAACUUGUCAUGUGCAUCACUCAACGACAUUCGCACGGCUGUUCUCACCCGGAUCAAGUCUUGUUUUGUGCCAUCAACGUUGACCAAAGCUGCGCUAGUCAGACUGUGGAAGCACGUCUUUGAUGGUCCAAACGGUCCUGUAGAAGACGAUCCGCUUCCCGGCAAGAAGCGAGAUGUUCUUAGAUACCAUCUACAAGUCACCUACCCCAACCUCUUCAUCCCUAUUGCUUCUUGCACCGAGCCGAUUUUGCGUGCACUUUACGAACGUUUUAUACACGAAAACAUCGAACUUGAUGCUCAGCUUUGUCCCGGAGUCCACUACUUCAUCAUCGAAAAGGCCUCUGGUGCUAAUCCAAAAGAAGAGGAAACAAGAGUUCAUCCGAAUCUAAACCUGCCCGCUCUCGAUUCGAUAACCAAGAUGUUUAACGGUCGUGCAAAGUCUGAGAAGCUGCGCGUGUGUACCUGUCAAUCCAAGGGUUGUUCAUCUGGCAAGGAUCCUUAUGGGCUAGGACGAAUGAACGAAAAGGGCGUCUUAAUCUCGCAAAUGUCGUAUAAAUCUCAUCAAAAGGCCGACCAGCGAUUGGAGGUUCUCAAACGAGUAUCAGCCCUCAGGCCAGAUAGGAUGACGAUUUUAGACGAAGAUAGUAUUCCAAGCCCACCUUACUUAUCUGGCCGGCCUAAUCUAUCCCCUACUACACCUCGACCCGGCCGUUAUCAAGCCCUUAUGUCUCCUGAUCCACGCUCGAUAGCCAGCCAUUCAAGACUGCCGAAUCAGCCUUCAACUUCAACCAAUCGGCCCAUUACUAGCCGUGCAUCCGCACUAGAUGAGGACUUUAAUAUGGUAGAUGGAACCAGUGAAGUAGUGUCCAUUGAUACCACAUUUCCUGCUCGCAGCUUCUCUCUUCAAACGCGACUUCAUGUUAGCCGAACCGGUCGUUGUUCAUGCCGCUCUGGUAGUCGCCAUGCUGUCAAUAUUUGA